This is a messenger RNA of Ictidomys tridecemlineatus (thirteen-lined ground squirrel), 990 nucleotides long. NCBI's taxonomy places the organism in Eukaryota, Metazoa, Chordata, Mammalia, Rodentia, Sciuridae. The record is from RefSeq and is a predicted model, not a curated record.
AUGCUUCCUAGGGGUUUAGCAGAUGUCAUCCAGCAGACCCAUAAAAAUUGUUCUGGAGGGGCUGAGUAUGUAGACUGCAGUGAUCCCAAGGCACAGAGAAGAACUGAUAAAACAUGUUCCACUUGGAACAUACCUGCUUUUGAUGAGAACUUGCCUUGCAAACGUGGGUGCUACUGUCCAGUUGGGAUGGUUAGAAAUUCUAAAGGGAAGUGUGUCUUUCCUGAUGAUUGCCCAUGCUCUUUUGGGGAACGAGAAUAUGACCAAGGAAGUGUCACUUCGGUUGGCUGCAAUGAAUGUACUUGUAUAAAAGGAUCUUGGAACUGCACACAAAAUGAAUGUCAGACCACCUGCCACAUCUAUGGGGAAGGUCAUAUUAGAACUUUUGAUGGGAAAAGUUACAGCUUUGAUGGUCUCUGCCAGUAUUCAUUCCUUGAGGAUUACUGUGGUCAAGAAAACGGCACAUUCCGUAUUUUAACUGAGAGUGUCCCUUGCUGUGAAGAUGGGCUUACCUGCUCAAGGAAAAUCAUAGUUGCCUUUAAGGAUCAGAAUAUUGUCUUACAAGAUGGGAAAGUAACAACAGUUAAAACUACAGAGAGUCAAGAAUGUGAACUCAGUGAAAACGCCUACUCUGUACAUACUGUGGGCUUGUAUUUGAUUCUGAAACUUCAAAAUGGAAUGAGCCUGAUUUGGGACAAAAACACAAGAAUGUCUGUUUUACUGGAUCCACAGUGGCAAGGCAAAGUAUGUGGUCUUUGUGGAAAUAACAAUGGGGACCUCAAAGAUGAUUUCACAACAAGGUACUCAUCAGUGGCUACUGGAGCACUGGAAUUUGGAAAUAGUUGGAAAACAAGUCAGGAAUGUUCCGACACAGUAACUCAGAGUUUCCCAUGUGACUCAAACCCAUACUGCAAAGCCUGGGCUGUACGGAAAUGUGAAAUCAUCAGAGACAGCACCUUCACUGACUGCCACAGCAAGGUAGUCCUGCUCUGA